CAGUGUUUGUGCGCUGAAGUGUUUUCCUUUUUAGCCGUCUGUCAGCUACAGAAAUGGCGUCAUCCUCUGCUGUAGUGUUGGGAUAGUCAGUGCAGUGCAGACAGCAGGCACACCACGCUGCCGUACUCAAAGAACCGAGCACCGUGCGGCGUUUACUGUGUUAUCACUUUAUCCCAAAGCACUUCAUUAUCCAUGCAUUUGUCUAGACCGAAGAAGGAUGUCGUCUCCUUGGCCAAGCGACGAGUUACGUUGUGUUUGCUCGCCCUUUGUAGCCACAAGCCAAGUCUGCCUGCUGCUGGCUGACUGACUGACUGACUGACUACAGCGCACUGGGCAUUACAUAAACGGCUUUAAAGGCUCUGCGAAUGAGAGUGAUCAGCACUGCCACGGUUUUGACUUUGCAACACAGAUAUUUUUGGAGAAUGUGGUUCGAAAUCUCGGGCGCACAUACCAUCACCCCAUGCCUCAGCUUCCUUACACUGGUCACCUAGAGGACUCAUAGAGAGAUGAAGACUCUGGAGGAGCCCCCCUACUUGACAGUAGGGACGGAUGUGAGUGCCAAGUACCGAGGGGCUUUCUGUGAGGCCAAGAUUAAGACUGCCAAGAGGCUAGUCAAGGCCAAGGUGACCUUUAAACCAGAUCUGUCGACGGCUGAGGUUCAUGAUGAAAACAUCAAAGGGCCUCUAAAGGUGGGUGCUGUUGUAGAGGUGAAGAAUCAGGAUGGAGUUUACCAGGAGGCCACAAUCAACAAGCUGACCGAUGCUAGUAUAUAUACUGUUGUGUUUGACGAUGGCGAUGAGAAGACCCUGAGGCGUUCCUCUCUCUGCCUGAAAGGAGCGCGUCACUUUGCAGAGAGCGAGACACUCGACAGACUCCCUCUCACCAACCCCGAGCACUUCGGCACACCUGUCAUUGGCAAGAAGGGCAACCGCGGCCGGCGAUCAAACCCAAUUCAAGAAGAAGAGUUGUCUUCCUCCUCCAGUGAAGAAGAGGAGAGCGAUCAGCGUCAGAAUGAGGAUCUGUUCGGCAAAGUGGUCUGUGUGGAGGGGGUCGCCACUGGGGACAAAAAGAAGACCACGUGGUAUCCUGCUCUGGUCAUCUCCCCGGACUGCCAUGAAGACGUGACUAUGAAAAAGGACAACAUCUUCGUCCGCUCUUUCAAGGAUGGAAAAUUUUACACGGUGCUGCGGAAAGAUGUCCGCGAGAUGAACAGCGACUGUCCUCCAAAAGCCGACGCAGGGCUCAAACAAGCACUGGACGCAGCCUUGGCGUUCCAGCAACAGUUCGUCGUGCCCAGCACCUGGAAGACAGAAGUGAAAGAAGAAAGUUCCAGCAGCGAGGAGGACGACGAGGAUGAAGAGGAAGAGCAGGAGGAAGAUGCCAGCGGCGAAGAGGAGGAGGAGGAAGUUGAGCCAUUCCCAGAGGAGCGGGAGAACUUUCUGCAGCAGCUGUACAAGUUCAUGGAAGACAGAGGGACUCCCAUCAACAAACGGCCUGUGCUGGGCUACAGGAACUUGAACCUGUUCAAGCUCUACAGGCUGGUGCACAAACUAGGAGGCUUCGACAAUAUUGAAAGCGGCUCCGUUUGGAAGCAAGUCUAUCAGGAUCUGGGAAUCCCUGUGCUCAACUCAGCCGCUGGCUACAAUGUCAAAUGUGCUUACCGCAAGUACUUGUAUGGAUUUGAGGAAUACUGCACCUCCACCGCCAUCACCUUCAGGAUGGACCUCCCUUUGAAGCAGGUACCCAAAGGGGAGGUGAAGCCUGAGGGGGAGGCAGGAGGAGCAGCGGCUGCAUCGUCCAGCUCAGAAGAGCAGAAACCCCAAGUGGAUGGAGAACCUUGUAGCACACAGCCUUUAGUCUGCAAGGAUGAGAAACCCGAUUUGACCCAAAGCCAAAUGGAGUCUGAACCAUCAAAAACCGAGGGAAAGGACAGCGGAAAUGACAACGAUGACGAGGAAGAUGGUCCCCUCAAGGGAGACGCAGAUGAGGGGUCGUCGACGGCCCGCCUCGGAGCAGAGAGCGUGAAGCAGGAGCCUGAUGAGGAGCAGGAGAGCAAGGACAACUCUGGGGAUGACAGCAGUCAGGAGGGGGAGGAAGGGGAGGAGUUUGAGUGUUACCCCCCGGGGAUGAAGGUGCAGGUGAGGUAUGGGCGAGGCCGCAAUCUGAAGACGUACGAGGCCACUGUGAAAGAGGCAGACGUGGAGGGGGGAGAGGUGCUCUACCUGGUGCACUACUGUGGCUGGAACGUCAGAUAUGAUGAAUGGAUCAAAGCAGACAAGAUUGUGCGUCCUGCCAAUAAGAACGUACCAAAAAUAAAGCACCGCAAAAAAAUAAAGAACAAAGCUGAGAGGGAGCGAGACAGGUUGGAGAGGCUGAAUGACAGGGAAGUCCUCGGCCCUUCGUCCAACACUGACCGCGUCCCACGCUCCAAGUGUGGCCUGAGUCAGGAUGUCUUUUCCAAGAUGGACGAGGGUGAGGACAAAGGGACUCAGCAGUCUCCAGUCAAGUCUAUAGAAAUUACUUCUAUCCUCAAUGGCCUGCAAGCCUCUGAGAUGUCCACAGACGAAAGUGAGCACGAGGAUGAGGAGGGAGAGCAUACGGAAGAGGAUCGCCCAGGUUGCAGAGGCAGCCCCAGAAAGGCCCUGCCAGAUGCCCCGGAAACAUCAGAGCGCUGGGAGAGCGGGGCCCCUCCUGAAGAAUCCAGACCUUCUCCAGUCUCAGGAAAGAACCAGGAUUUAGUCAGUGCAGAGAGCGCAGACGCUGGGAAGCGCAGAGGCCAACUGGAGUUAGAGGGAGAGGCGAGCACAAGGAAAAGGAAAUCUGACAGUGCAGCAGAGAGGACCCCGAAAGGCCAAUCCAAGGCUAAGACCAGGAACACCAGGAGUGCUGACUGGUUGCCUGGAGGCUCACCCAGGAAACUGGAGGAGAGAGCGGCUGGUCCAGGGCAGGAGAGGGGGGCCUCGUCCAGCAGCAGUUCAGAUGAUGAGGGUGCAGCACUGGCCGAGUCCCAGGCGGAAGAAAGUGAGCGAAGCCGGACAAAAACCAAAGGUUCCCCUUCCAAGAAAUACAACGGGAUGAAGGAGAAGACCAAAACUGGCAGACAAGCUGGCUUCUGGGAGAUGCCUGAAAAGAGGGCCAAAUUGUCUGGGAAUACAGAGGAGAGGCCAGCUGUCCGCUCGAAGGGCCAAAAGGAUGUGUGGUCCAGCAUCCAGGCCCAGUGGCCUAAGAAGACUCUCAAAGAGUUGUUCUCUGACUCGGACACAGAGGCCAAUUCUCCUCCUCCACCUGUACCCUUGUGUCUGGAGGAGCCGAGUGCCGAACAGGAUGCUGGACCCGAGGACGAGGCCUCAGAGGAGCAGAUGGAGAAUGACAAACUACAGGAGUUUCCGAGCAGUGGCAGUAACUCUGUACUCAACACACCGCCUACAACGCCCGAGUCCCCCUCAGGAGGAGGCAGUGCUGUGGAAGAGUCAGGUCAAGUGCAGCCUUCCUCCCCGCCGCCGUCCGCACCACCCGUAUUGCCUUCAGAGCCGGUUUCUGACGCUCUUCCCCCAGUACCCAUACAGGAGGAAGUGGCAGGUGGGCGCAGUGAGACAGACAGUAGCACGGUGGAGGUGGAGAGUCUGGGCGGGGAGCUGCAAGACCUCCCUCAGGAUGACGGGGCAGGUUCCCCCUCAAAGGUAUUUGACGUCAGCCUCUCCUGCAACAGCAGCAGCAGCAGCGGCAGCCUAGAGCUGAGCAGCAGCAGCCAACAGGACAGUGAGCAGAAGUCCAAAGCGUCUGUGAGUCAGAAGCGGCAGAAAGAAUCACAGACAGGUGGAGCCUCAAAGAAACACAAGCCAAACCGCAAGAGCCUAGGAGUGCCUCCCAAAAAGAAUAGGAAAACAGCCAACAGCAGUGACAGUGAAGACCAGUCUGUUGUUGAGAGCACUGCCAAAUCAACUGCCUCUAAGAACAUUGCGUCAGACGUGAAGGCUGCCAUUUCGCCCAAGUGUCACGGACGAUCUCCCCCUUCGAGCCAUAAGUACCACAAGCAGGGUGACGCUGACCACAGCCAGCACCGAGACCACCAUGGAAGAUCGCCACGCGUGUACAAGUGGAGUUUCCAGAUGUCUGACCUGGAAAAGAUGAGCAGCCUGGAGAGGAUUUCGUUUCUUCAGGAGAAGCUGCAGGACAUCAGGAACCACUACCUCUCCCUCAAGUCUGAGGUGGCCUCUAUUGACAGACGACGAAAACGCAUGAAGAAGAAGGAGCGGGAAAGCACAGUGGCUGCUUCCUCUUCAUCCUCCUCCUCCUCCUCCUCCCCGUCCUCCAGCUCGCUGACUGCGGCAGUCAUGCUGACACUGGCCGAACCUCCGGUGUCAUCCUCAUCCUCCUCUUCUCAGAACUCUGGGGUAUCAGUGGAGUGCAGGUGACAGGACGAACCAGCAAAAAGCCACCGCACUAAGCACUUAACCAGCACCCCGGGGUCACCGCCCCAUUCCCCUCCAACAGGACAGAGAAGUCAACCUACAUACUGUAACUGGGGCACAAAAAACCAGACCAGAGACAAAAAAACAAAACAAGAAACAAGCACUAUUUUCUAUUGACAACUGUUUCCUUGGCAAGCUAAUGGCACUUAAGUGCACUUUUAUGAAGAUGUGUAGGGGGGAAGAAAUUUGUCAACAAAAAAAAGAAUUGUCUUUUGCGCUCUCCUUAAUUGAACAUUUAUAAGAAUUGUUUUUGCAAGCAAUAAUUGUCUCCAUUUGAUAAAGCUGUAUUGGUAAGGGAUGGUUUCCAGUGAAGACCCCUCCGUGCUCUGUCCUCGUAGCUCAACACGGUGGAGCCUGUGCUCGCCAUGUUAUUAUUAUUAUGGGGAAUUCAGAGGAGCACUGCCACAUUGGCAUUAAGGGUGUAGAAAAAGUAACUUUGCCACGUUUCUCUGUCUAAAAAAAGGCCUUCAUGUGGUUACACCUCAAGCGGUUGACGAUGCUCUUGAUGGAUAGGGUUUCAGACCAUCAUAGGUCCACUGACAGCCUCAGUGGAUGCAUAUGGAAUGAUACUGUAGUGCCUUUUUGUUCUUUUCUAUGGGGCACUUUGAGAAAGACAGCACUUUUUUUUUUCCUGAUCCUCUUCUGAAAUCAGAGGGUCCGCUGGAAUAAUGUGUCCCUUACAAAAGACUGAAGAAUGCUGAGUGAGUGAGCAGGCAGUGAAGGGCUGAGUCUGACAGAUAAUGAUGGUUUUUAGCAGCGUAUGGUAACAUUUAAAAGUAUAAUUGUAAAAGCAGAGAACUCCUAUAAUGGAUCACCUGUAAUCUACUACUGAAUACUCAUCCAGUUUGGGUAUUACUGUUACAUUUGGCAGUAUAAAAUGUGCAAUGAUGGAGGUGGUCAAUCCAAUGGUUACAUUACUUCAGUUCAUCAGCCAAAAAACAUCUGCUUUAUUUUAUUAUGUUUUCAUAAUCCUCGCAGUCCCAUUGGUCUCCACUGAUGAUUUGAUGGUGCACAUCUACAACUGGAUCAAGUUCACUUGAAGGCAGCCAUAGGAGGUAUUUACAGCAUGUACUCAGUACUGCAGAACACGUGAAUGAAGCUGAAUCCCACAUUUGCAGUGUUUCAAAAUAACAUGAAGUUAUUUAACUAAGUAUAUUUUUGCUUCAUUAAAUAAAGCAACGCAUACUUUUGUCAUCUCUUUCUAAUUUUACUCAUGAUCAAUAAUGACAUGCCAGCUUCCUCUCAUACUCAUCCCUACCAAAAAUGUUUGGUUCUGUUUCCCGUACUAUGAUCAGAUUAAAGGUAAAGAUAUUGUAAAUGUGCAUUUAUAUCAUAAAGUGACGUAUGUGUGUACAUUUCUGAAGACAUCUCCAGUGUUUCCUUUGUAUAGGCCCCCUACUGUACGAUAACCUGAAGUUACAUUUUGUUUGGCACUUGUAUGUAAUUGUAUGCUUUUGUUAUACAUUUGUAUAUUGAGAAGUGUUUUGAGUCAAGCUAUUUAAUAUCUUGCACUGUUAAUAACAUGUACUUUUCUGUACAGACAGCUUUAUGGUUUUAACUGUAGUUUGAGUGUAAAUACUGAGGGUUACAGCAUGUUUGUUCUCCCAUUUUGUCUUCAUUCUUGUUCUCCUGGAUGGACAGUUUUAUUUGAGUUCAUUUAUGUUGUUUUUGUUCUGCCUCUCAUCAGUUUCAAGUAUUUUUUUUCUUCUUCUUUUUUUUUUUAAUUCCAUGUUUUGCUUUAGUUUGUAUUCUGUUUUGUUUUUCUAUAGCUUGUGCUUGCAAGAGAAGAAUGGUAGUUUUGGAUGUGGCUGAACUAUUUUCCAACCUGUACAUGGCCUGAAGCUAAAGCUGUAUGAACCUGUAUAUGGAAAAUGGUCUGGAUCAUAGAUUAAGAGAAAGUAAUGGAGCUUAUUGAAAAAUGCUCAAUAGUAUUUAUUAGGCUCAUCUGAUGAUGGUCAUUGUGUAAUUUAUUGUAAAAAUGUAAGCAAAGCAGAAGCCUCUGUUUGAAAUAAAUGCCAUAGUUUGUGAAGUA
This is a messenger RNA of Micropterus salmoides (largemouth bass), 6504 nucleotides long. It is a transcript of the gene arid4b, whose product is annotated as AT-rich interaction domain 4B. Gene Ontology annotation, molecular function: transcription cis-regulatory region binding. The record is from RefSeq and is a predicted model, not a curated record. Bases 507 to 4415 code for a protein of 1302 amino acids. The transcript has 24 exons. Gene Ontology annotation, biological process: regulation of transcription by RNA polymerase II. NCBI's taxonomy places the organism in Eukaryota, Metazoa, Chordata, Actinopteri, Centrarchiformes, Centrarchidae. Gene Ontology annotation, cellular component: nucleus.